Serpula lacrymans var. lacrymans S7.9 is the source of this 1142-nucleotide messenger RNA. RefSeq lists its product as uncharacterized. Lineage: Eukaryota; Fungi; Basidiomycota; Agaricomycetes; Boletales; Serpulaceae. The record is from RefSeq and is a predicted model, not a curated record. Bases 471 to 839 code for a protein of 122 amino acids. The transcript is spliced from 2 exons.
CCGGUCUUACCUUGCCGCCAUCACUAUGGAGCUCUCACACUUAUCCUUUCUCGCUGUUUCGAACGGCGAGCGCACCUCUGCUCGAUAGCGAGCUUUAUCGUCUGUACAGUGUACACUAUGUUCUAUCCGGGGACAGCCAGACCAGAAAAACUCGGUACUGCGCAUACGAUAACAUAUAUAUUAAUACACAUAGGCGAUUCUAAUUCCAUUCUCGACUAAUCAAGCUCGCCAUUCACGUUCUCGCAAUAACAAUCAGCUUCUCCACUGGCAAGAAAGCCACUAAACCGACCAUGCCUGGUUUGGAGCUCUCUGACUGCGCAGUCUGAUUGAUGGAGCAAACAGUCUUCUUUCGCCCUCGAAUUGGAGCAGCUAUUCGCAAUUCCCUAUAGUAGGAACCCUUGGAUGCACCAGACUACUAGUCACAUCGACGUCCCAAGGUUUUCUGGGCGUAGCAGGGGUGGAAGAGGAACAUGGUUAACGCAUACCGUAAUGCUCACAGCACCCCUUUUCCUCAGGCAGUACCGCGACGAACCCGCAUCUACCCAAUCUCCUCGACAUGCUGUCCAAAGACCCUCGGGGAAAACGCAAAGACAAAAACUGCGCUCGUCAGAACCAGUCAAAUUGGACAAAUACUACAACAGCUACAUAGCUCGUUCUCGGAGGAUCAGUGUUUGGCGCUUAGCACGGGUCACAGCAACGUCAACAUCAACUGUCUUUACGACCUGGCCACCGUGACGGCGGGCCCGACCAAGACGCAACGGUUGGUCACCUUGAUGAUAGUCCCAUCACCGCGACCCAUAUCUGAAAAAACGGAGCGCCUCGAUGACUCGUUACGCUAGUGCAAAAUGAUUAUACUCGUUCGCCUCGGCCGACAGGAUUUAGAUAUCACUGCACAGAUCUAUCAACUGUUUUGGAACAAAGAGGGGGAGAGAAGGGAAUGCUCCGUACGCACGUCCAUAGUAGGAGUAGUAGUCAUAAUGUCACGUUGCCAGGUGCAGUCAAGAUCCCCCCCGUGUUCUCUGACAUCCUGCGAACGGCCGUCAUGAUACUACGACAGAUGGCAUAUGCGUGUACUAGGAUCCGGUAGAUGUAUUCACGAUGAUGAUGCAAUAUCAGCUAUAAUACACUGGCAUUCUGAUGAU